This is a messenger RNA of Caretta caretta (loggerhead turtle), 8227 nucleotides long. It is a transcript of the gene NPHP4, whose product is annotated as nephrocystin 4. Gene Ontology annotation, cellular component: ciliary base; non-motile cilium; ciliary basal body. The record is from RefSeq and is a predicted model, not a curated record. NCBI's taxonomy places the organism in Eukaryota, Metazoa, Chordata, Testudines, Cheloniidae. Gene Ontology annotation, biological process: negative regulation of canonical Wnt signaling pathway; protein localization to ciliary transition zone.
UGGCGGAGGCCGAGAGGGGCAGGCGGCUCGCUGGGAGCCCGUGGAGGGGCGCCCCCCCGCCGGCCGGGGCAGGUGGUGCAGUCCGGGAAGAUGGCAGAUGGAUACAUUGUGGCAGACUUAUCUUCUAGACUUGGAUACCAGUAAUGCCGUUCCCACCUGAACACAUGAUAAUCAUAUGACUUUCAAAGCACUUGUAAGAUGAACAUUUGCCAUAGCAGAUGCCUAGAGGAAGAGGUGACCUUCUAAGCAGCAAGAUGAGUGAAUGGCAAAGGAUUUUUGUGCAAAAUCUGACUGUUCCUCCACACUCCCAAAGGAGACGACAUCUCCCGAGGGAAUCAAUGGCAUUUCAGUGUGUCCUGAAGUAUGUUGAGGGGAAUUUAAUUAAGCAGAGAGUGCUAGAAAGCUUGUCAGAGGUUGAAUACCAGCUUCGCCUGUCCCUCUUUGACAUCACAUAUCAUCAUUUCUUCGGGAGAACAUGGAAAAGUACCACAAGACCUCUCAAAGUUGUGCCAGGACAGCCACGCAAAGUGGUUUUCAAUGAGACCAUUUAUUUUCACACAUCUUUAAACCACCCCAGCAUCGUUGCGGUGGUGGAAGUGGUGGCUGCGGCCAAGAAGCGAGAAGGGACCCACCAGGAUCUGUCUUGUGGGUUUGGAAUUCUGCACCUGUUCAGCAGCAAGUCAGGACCAACUGAUGUGGCCACAAAGGACGGAGAGCUCAAGCUGUAUCAUGGGACACCGCGAGCGCUCCUGCACCCCCUCCUCCAGGACCCAAUGGAACAGAAUAAACACAUGACGGUGAUAGAGAACACUCACCUUCAGUACACCUUAAGGCCACACCCGCCCCUCGAGACCAUGUAUCACCUCUUCCCUGAGAAUAUGCUGGUGUCUGGGCUGCAGAAAAUUCCUGGUUUGCUGCUAACACAUGGAGAAACAAAUGAUUUCUUUCGAAAACCCCACCUCAUGAAAUCAGUCACAUUGUACUUGGAUAAGCUGUCCAUUCAUUUGUACCCUUCAUUAGAAAAGUUUGAGGAAGAGCUGCUGGAUUUACUCAACAGUGAGCGUUUACUUAAGGAUAGCUCCAUGGUGGACGGGAGCGAAGUUCUCAUUCAGGAACGGCGGCUGCACAUCGGGGUCCACAAUGGCUUAUGCUUCGUUCAGACGCCUCAGGUGGUGGUGGUGGUGCCAGAGGCCGAGGUGGCUCGGGGGCGCUCAGCCAGCUUCCACAGGAAACAAGACCUCAGCGCCAAACCCAGCAUGGUAGGUCAAGCUCUGGUUUUGAGAAGCCGCAUUCGUUUGACAGAGAUGGUCCGUCACCCAGCAUUCGCAAUCAUCUUCCAGCUGGAGUAUGUCUUCUGUGCACCAAGCAGAGCCGACAGGAAGGCAUUGUCCAUUUCCUCUUUGACGAAAGCAGCCUAUAUGCAUUCCAUCCGAUGGACUGUUUGGAAUCCUGUGCUGGACUCGAGUUCCACGGACGUGAUCUUACCACUGCAAGGAAGCGCCCAGCAUAACCCCAGCCAUGUGUUAGUUUACAAGAUGCCCCCCACCAGCAUGAGCUCUGCAGAGGUGAAGCAGGUUGAGUCUGGCACAGUCCAGUUCCAGUUUUCCACUGAUUCGGAGGAACAUCUUGGGACUUCUACAAAUUCCUUAAGUAACACCAGAGAAGAGCCGCGAUGCUCAGCGAAGCCGUCCACACCAUUUCUGAGUGCACCAUCUUCACCCCAGAUGUUGGUUUCCACUCAAGACUAUCCCCAAGGACCUGGGUUGUCGAUAUCCCAGUUGUCUGCAUCACCCCAUUCUCCUCCUGUAAACCACUCAUCCAAACCCCCGUUGCAACGGCAAACUGGCUCUCCAGUCCUCCUCUCCCCUGGGAUGCGCCGACGUGAACGUGCACAGGAGCUCCCAUAUGGAGGCAGCAGCCGUGGCAUAACGCACCUGGAGGCUGACCUCAGCCCCAGCUACUUGAUCCUGGAUUCCUCUGCAGGUGACGAGCUGCAGGAGCUGCCAUUCACUCCCGUGCACGCGCCGAUUGUUGCCAUGGGAGCACAGACUGGAAGCUCUAGCACUGUCCUCACUCGGGCCUCUCUAUCUCGCUUGCAUGCUGCUGGCUUUCCGGAAAUCCUGGAUUGUAACAAGGAGCCAGCAGAAGUUGUGGACCCCGCAGACCCUGUGGACUUCAACCCUCAAAGGGAAGAAGCUGACUUCUUGCAAAGCAAUGAAAUCAUUUUGCAGUUCCUUGCCUUCACCAGGAUCCCACAGGAUGGCAUGGGGACAACAUGGCCAAAGACUAUGUAUUUCACCUUCCAGUUUUACCGUUUCCCACCGGUCACAACACCACGAUUGCAGCUGGUGAAGAUGGACCGGUCUGGGACAGCCAGUUCAGAUGCAUCUUCCCAUACCUUAUUCCAGAUCAACAAAGACGGAACCCUCAAGAGCGGAUCUCCAGGGUUGCAGCUAAAGUAUAUGGUGGAUCCUGGUUUCCUGAAGCCAGGAGAACAACGCUGGUUUAUACGUUAUAUAGCUGACCAUAACCUACAGAUUGAUAUUUGGGAUGGAGAUUCUUUGCUCCUCAUUGGAUCUGCUGCAGUUAAGCUGAAGCACUUGCUUCGCCAGGGUCGGACAGCAGUUCAGGUCCAUCAUGAGCUGGAGGUGAUGACAACCGAAUACGAGCAGGACACAACAGUAACGAGUGGGGACGUUCUCAGACACGGCACUGUGAAGCCCAUAGGAGUCUACGUUGUUGUGAAAGGCCGACUUCACCUGAGUUUGGCCAACGUUGGUCACCUAUGUGAGCAGAGGCUGAAGAAAUCAAACUCCUUGCCACCCCCGCGCUCUCGCAUUGUCUCUUCGCAUGAUGGGACCAGCAGCUUCCAAGGAGGCAGCCUGCUCUCUCUCAAUACUCCUGGGGCUAAGAACGUGUCCCAAGCCCAGAAGCUGGCGGACGUGGACAGCGAGCUGGCUGCCAUGCUGUUCAGCCGCCUGCAGGAAGUGAGCACGGCCUUCCAGCACGCCAGCCGCGAGGCCAGCGCCAGCCGCAGGCGGAAGCUGGAGAGGAUGAUGAUGGUGCGACAGCUCGAAGCCCAGGAGGAUGUCAGCGGGAGGAGAGCAAGCCUCAUGGGCCGGCGUGAGGAGCGCAUCCAGCACUCCAGGGACCUACAGAUUAUUGAUGCCUACCGGGAGCGCAUCAAGGCCGAGAGCAUCUCCAGCAUGCUGAGUCAGGCCAUCACCACCAACUACACGCUCUAUGCCACGCUGGGCACCGCAGAGUUCUUUGAGUUUGCCCUGAGAAACCCAUACAACGUCCAGCACACAGUGACGAUUGAGAUCGACCACCCUGAGCUGAGUGUUAUUGUGGACAGUAGGGAGUGGAGACACUUCAAAGAGCUGACCCAAACAAUGACUACUCCAGUAGAAGAGGACAUGUUCCAUCUUCAGGACAACCUCAUGCCUCAGGUCUACCUGCGCCCCAAAGAGACCAUUCACAUUCCAUUUAAAUACCAGACCUUCUCUAUAGACCACGCUGUCAUGAUGCAGCAGGGCCCUGCUGAGCUGAGGUUCAAUAAAGGCACAGAAGCUGCACCACCCUGGAAGUCCAGUGCCAUGCUGACAAAACGCAUCAAGAUCUCCUUUAAGGCAAGUGGUGACAAACCCAUUGCAAUUCUCAGUGUUAAUGUGGAGCCUCAGCCCCACGUGGUGGAUCAGACAUUCCGAUUCUAUCAUCCGGAGCUCACCUUCCUGAAGAAGUCCAUACGGUUACCUCCAUGGUACACCUUGCCAGGUGCCCCAGCAGGAAUGCCAGGUGGGGAACCGGAGAUGUACGUCCGCUGCAGUGACCCCAACAUCAUUUGUGAAACAAAAAAAAUGGGUCCUGGGGAGCCACAGGAUGUGUUCUUAAAAGUAGCUGGAGGACCAAGCCCACAGAUCAAAAAAUUCUUUGUUGCUAUUUACACGGAUGCCUGGCUUGCUGCACCCAUUCAGAUCUGGCAAUUUUACCUUCACUCGCUGCAACGUGUGGAUGUUAGCUGCAUAACUGGCCAGCUGACCCGCCUUUCCUUGGUUCUCAGGGGCACCCAAACGAUCAGGAAAGUGAGAGCUUAUACCUCCCACACACAGGAGCUGAAGGUGGAUCCCAAAGGUGUGUUUAUUCUCCCUCCGAACGGGGUCCAGGACCUGCAUAUCGGUGUGAGGCCUCAGAAAGCUGGCAGCAGAUUUGUUUACCUCAAUCUGGUGGAUGUGGAGUACCACCAGCUUGUUUCGUCCUGGCUGGUGUGUGUCUCCUGCCGACAGCCUGUCAUUUCUAAGGCAUUUGAAAUAACGCUCCCUGCCGGCGGAGGGAAAGGCUCCAACAAGCGGAUCACAUACACGAACCCGUAUCCCUCCAGGAGGAUGUACUUCCUGCAUACCAACCGAGCUGACCUGCUGCAGUUCAAGGAGGAUUCCUUUGAGAUUGGAGGAGGGGAGACGUACACUAUUGGCUUGCGGUUUGCACCAAGCCAGAGCACCGGGCAGGAGGAGAUUCUGAUUUAUAUCAAUGACCAUGAAGACAAGAAUGAAGAAACUUUCUGUGUGAAGGUUGCCUAUCAAUAAAGAGGAGGCUUUGCCUGCGGGUCAGUAGAAUGACGUGUUCCUGGAGCAUCUGUCAAAGCUUUUAUCUUACUCCACCUACCAAGCGACAUAGUCCUGUUGUUACCAGCUUUAGAGAGUUUUCCCUCCAUAGAUUUUCUGGUUCUGAAUUUCCUUGACAAUGUUUGUUUGCAGACAGAAAACCGAGUGAGCUGCUCUGUGAACCUCGCCCACAUGCUGGCAGGAUGUGUUUCCUUCCUGUUUGCAGUUUGCCUCUAUUUAAUCAAGCCAUGGACAAGUCACUAUGAUUUAUUGUCUGACUGAAUUCUUGGCACAUCAACAUGACCGCCAAUGAUGUAACAUAGCCAUAUUUGUUCUACUUAAAAUGGUAAAUGAAUCCCUAUGUAUUUAUACCAUAUGCCACAGUCCAGACGAUUGUCACUAUUUCUGUUAUCCUUUGCUGAGCCGUGGGCUUGUUUGGAUUUUUAUUUUUUAAAUUCUUUUUUAACAGAUUUUAAAAAGCUGCAUUUCCAGAAUGUGUUUGUUUUAAGUGUUUUGUUUUUUGAACUGUAUUUUGUACACAAAGAUGACAAUUUUAUGGUACUUUACUCAUUCUAGUUCAUCUAAAUUGUUGCACAGAGCUCAAAGAGUGCAGCACAGAGUUUUCUGUUACAAGGCUUUUGUUUGCCAGUAGCUCCCCAUUGCAUGCUGGAGCAAGCAGCUGGGUUGUCCUUCCUCUCGCUAAUCCCUUUAAGUGACAGAUCAGAAGAUCUCCACAAUCCACCCCUGCAUUUCUAUGAACUGUCCCGGGGGCUAGAAGGGCUCAGCAGGUUCUGUGUGUGAUUUCAAAUCACUCAGUCAGCUCAGAAUUCGUGCAUUAUUUGAAUUGACAGAAGAUAAUCUCUUCUAAAGGUGAGUACUAGAGAUGUCAAAAUUGUCUGACGCUGGAAUUUCAUUUAAUCUAUGAGCACACAGCAUCCAAAUCUGGUAUUGGUUUCAGAGUAGGGGACCCUUGCAGAUCUCAGGCAAAGGUGGGAACUGGAAAGCAUGAAAUCAGGCGAUACAGUACAUGUAGGAAUAAAGAGAUGAAUUAUGGCCACAGGUCAAGGGGUAGAAUUGGGCUAACUCUGCUUAGUAUUAAAAAUCAAGUCAAAGGGAGUUAACUGAGAGGGUUGAAAAUGGACAAGAUCACCCCUUGGGCACUGUCUCAGCCACAGGUGAGGGAGUGGUAGACAAGUGGCUGAUGAAUUUGCAGUGGCCUGUGUGAAACAAGUGGGUAAUCUCAGUCCAUUUCCCAGUGCACAGAUAACAGCCUCACAGGUAGACCCCUUGCUGGCAAUCUCAGCAGGGAGGCCAUGAGGAGGAACUGCCCUUUCACCUGCUGAGAUUGUCCCAUCAGAACACUCAGGCAUGUGAUGGGGCAGUGUCUGGGGAGAUUGUGAAGACCAUGCGCACCUCUGUGUUAUAGGCUGCCACUCUUCAGUAUUAUAUUGCCUUUUGCCUCUGGAGUCUAUGCCAACAAUUCAUGCUCCCUCAUCCCCAUUGUCAAUGUAGCAUCAGGCAAGGUGCCACACCUUGCCUAAAGCCAUAUCUCCCUGCCACAUACCAUACCUAAUUAGCACAAACAACGUUAAUAGAGCACACACUAAGUGGAUUAGGAACUGGCUAACUGAUAGACUUCAAAAAGUAGACUAACCUAGGCCCAUUCAAUUAAAAUGUAUUUUAAUACAGCCACGUGCAAAGUUACACAUCUAGAACAAGGAAUACAGGCCACACCUACAGAUUGGCGACCGUAUCCUGGAAAGCAGUUACUCCGAAAGGGAUUUAGGGGUCAUUGCAGACACACAACUGAACACGAGCUGUGGCACAAGGGCUAACGUGAUCCUUGACUGUAUGAACAGGAGGAUAGCGAGCAGGAAGGCGAUACAGCAGUAUUGAGACUGGAAUGCCAAGCCCCGUUCUGGUGUCCACACUGUAAAAAAGAUGUUGAAAAAUUAGAGUGGGUGCAGAGAAGAGCUACAAAAAUGAUUCGAGGGCUGGAGAAAAUCCUUACAGUUAGAAAGUUAAAGAGCUCGAUCUGUUUAACAUCUAAAAUGAAGAUGGAGAGGUGAUGUGAUAGUGUAUUAGUGCCCUUGGAACAAGUACCAAGAGAAGUGGUAAAUAACCAGGCACAUCUUUUGAUGUCUCCAAAUAAAGACUGGAUGCCUUUCUGGAAGAUCUGCUUUAGUCAAACACAAAUUACUGGGUUCAAUACAGGGGUAACUGGGCAAAAUUUAAUCCCGUGAUAUUCAGGAGACCAAACUAGAUGAUUUAAUGGGGCUCUUCUGGCAUUAAACUCUGAAUCUAUGGGAAAACCUGCUGUUGCAGGUCUCUUCACUGUUCUUCACAUUAUCAGCCGUCUUUCGUUGGAAACCAGACAAAAUACCCUCUUAACUUUCCAGGAGGGCAGCCCCGGCUGGUAUUGUGUUCAAAGCUGCACAGAUAUGAUCAUCUAUUCAUAUUGUCAAUGGAAAUUAAUUGGGAAUGAAUGCCUAGUUGCCAGGAGAUACUGCACUGUGACAAUGCUGUGUGACUGCUGCAUGCAGACAGCACAGUGGGAGGGGGAAUUAAGGACAAACCGAAUACAGAACUGUGAAGGACAUCCAAUGAAUAGAAAAAACACAGGCAGAGGUUUUCAACAACCGAUUGUGAGCAGAAGAUCUGAAUUCUCUUUGCAUUAGGUCUAAUUCAUUCUGGAGGACUGUCCAAGCAGGCCUGUGAAAAAGAUUCCUUAUUAUUUUUAACUGGAUUUAAACAAACAAUUAUAUUUGUAUAGGCCACAGUGGAUGAAAAACUGGUUGCCGUUUCCAUUUGGGGGCAUAGUUGAUGAUUAUUUUUGUGAAAAAUUAUGAAAAGUUUUUUUUGCAAAAUUUGUCCGCAUUUUCCCAAUCAGCUCUAGAUGUGGGUUAUUGUGUGAUAAUAGGUAAUACUGAGUAGACUUCAAACAAGCAUCCUCAUUUCUGGAAAGUUUUAGAUAAAUUUUCAAGCGUGUGGUAAGAGCUUUUUGCCAGAUUUGCUGUGCUUUCUGUUUUUGUACAGCUUAAAAAUACUCUGCAAACAUUCUUCCUUGUAGGUUUCUGGUCCAGGACAAUAAUACUUUGCACUUCCAUAUGCCUUGCAUUUGCAGAUCUAAAGUUGCUUUACAAACCUUCAGCCCUAUAAUACCCCUGUGUUAUAGGUCAGUAUUACUGCCUCCAUUUUUACAGGGAAACUGAGGCACAAUGGUUCAGCAAUGCAGAGCUUCUGUGCUUUCUGCAAUACAGUAUGAUAAGAAAGUUGAGAAGUUGCACAGAUCUGAACACCUGCAGCCUCUGUAGAGGACACUAAAUAUCUAAGUACCUGUCAGAGUUGGUCCUGAAAUACCUCCCCAGAACAGCAGCAUUUGGGAACAUUCUGUAUGCAGCUCCAACAUUCUUCACCCGAAUCCUCCCCCAUGGAUAGAUGGGUAAGCUAAGCACUUUGCCUCCUAUUACCUUAAUUGCCUCCAAACCUGUCAGCCUGUGAUGUUCAAACUGCUGUAUUUUCACCCCCACAGAAACCCCUUUUGGCAGUUCUACCUGUUACGCACAAUCCACAAUGGAUUUGAUUAAACCUGCUCAUUGAUAUGUUGCACUGUACUGAACAGA